UGACAAACCUAAAGGAAACUGCUUUAAAUGUGGAAAACCAGGACAUUUUGCCAGAAAUUGCUACUCAAACACUAAAAGAGACUCCUUUAACAACGUUAAUAAUUGGAAACUCAAAAAGAAAAGAUUUUGCUCACAAUGUGGAAAACCAUAUCCAAGACAUCACCCAGGAUGUACUCGAAAUAAUGAAACACACAUGAAUGGAAAGAAAGUAGGAAGAAGAACGGUACCAAUGGCGAUAAGAAGAUUUAAAAAAGGAAACUUCUCAAAGAAACCUUAUAACAAAGGAAAAGGAAAACUAUAUAAAGGAAAAUUCACCAAAAAGAAAUUCCGACAUUACGAAGGAAAUGAAGAAGAAAGGUUAUCAGGGUUAAACCUUAACUCUGUUCCAGGAAAUCCCUCUUGCACCUUGAAAAAAGAAGAGUCUACCCCAGUAUCACGUGACAAGAACACAAGCACACCCACAACU
Dentiscutata heterogama is the source of this 466-nucleotide messenger RNA. Lineage: Eukaryota; Fungi; Glomeromycota; Glomeromycetes; Diversisporales; Gigasporaceae. The record is from the annotation of a GenBank genome assembly.